ACUCCAAUUGUCAUAUGGCAUUGUAGUCGUCAUUGCUUUCAGCCGCUGUUCAUGGUGCGCCACUCUUUCUAUCGCACAGCAGCAUUACUACUGAGUCGCUUUUCACCCAGAAAAAAAAUCUUAUAUAUUAUCCUCGCCGUCAAGGCUGAGUUACAUCUCUUGCAUUGCCAAUCACUUCUAGAUUGAUUUGCCGUCGACCAAGACUUUGUCGGAAAUAUUAAUAGCUUCGAUAUCCCUUUCGUUGUGUAUCAUAAACCAACACCCGUGCUCUCAGUAUCUCUCACCACAAUCUCUGGCAACCCAGGCUACUUCGUUGUCAAUCAUGAACUUCACGCCCGUCCAAUACCCGGCACCUUCGCCCUUCGUUAGCUCAACGUCGGAUGACCACUCGAUGCUAGACACCACUUCAGCAUAUGCGUCACCUAUGUAUGCAGCGUCUUUCGAUAUGCACAGCUCUCGAUCGCUAGCUGGACUAGGGAUUUCACACCUUGGGAUGGAGACUUUUCCGUCUGAAGCAGAAUCGUACCCGCGUUCGGGACUACCUAUUUUGUCAGAUAGCAAUUGGUCGGAUACCGUCAUGAGACCCGAGACCUUCCUCCAAACCCCUCCGAGAUACAACCAUUUGCCAUCGACAACCCACUAUGAGCCGCGAAGUGGUGUUCGAGAGGCUGCCGCCUCCCCUUCAAGCUUCUACAGUUCACAUACAUUCAGUACAUCGCCAAGCCAUGGUUCGAGUACAGAGACCGAGGGUCAGCAAGAUGCAGUACCAGAAGAUAGGCUAUUCGAAUGGCCUAGCACUCCUACUUCUGAUGGUCCGAAUAUGCCAGUAGACUGUACCAUAAUGAAGGGGGAAUCGGAGGAGUUGUGGGCACCGUCUCGGUUCGAGGACACGGCUCCUAAUACAUCUUCUGCUCUUUCGCAAAUGCCACCUACGCCCGCGGGCAAUCCAGGCUCAGGGAUACAGUGGCCUCAAAGCGCAAGUCAAGGAAGCUCAGCCGGGUUUAUUCCCGACCAGGAAACAGCACUUGGGCUGAUCCCCGCCGACGUGAUCUCAAGGUGGAUUGAAGAGGUGGUCGGAGCUCCUGACGGGGCGCUGAAGAUACCAUCUGCCAGUGGUCUGCAGUGCAGUGUGUGUGGGCAUCGCUUCACUCGGCGCUCUAAUUGUCGCGAGCAUGAGAAGAGGCAUGACCCGAUGCUGAGAAAAUCUUUCCCAUGUGACACUUGUGGAAAGGCAUAUGGGCGGAGGACUGAUCUCCGUAGACAUGUGGAAAGUACCCAUCUUCAGUUGCGUAAAUUCUACUGCGAGCAGUGCGGCCAGAGCUACAGCCGACAGGAUACACUUAAUAGACACAAAACGGACGGGUGCCCCCGAAAGACUCGAAAGUGCAAUGUGUAGAAGCAAAUCAGAUUGUUUCAACUUCUGCAUCCUUUCACCUCACUGAGCAGCGUCCGUAUCCCCCCCCCACGUGAGUGAGAGCGCAAGGACUACCGCCACACACACACACACAUUGUGUACCCAGUCAUGUUUGCGUGGAUCGCAAGCACGAGUCCACUUUCCUUACGCCUGUAUGUUUUUUUUUUGGGAGGUUGCAGUCGAC
Messenger RNA from Aspergillus homomorphus CBS 101889, 1598 nucleotides. RefSeq names its product putative C2H2 finger domain protein (Ezf). The transcript has 3 exons. The record is from RefSeq and is a predicted model, not a curated record. Bases 323 to 1396 code for a protein of 357 amino acids. NCBI's taxonomy places the organism in Eukaryota, Fungi, Ascomycota, Eurotiomycetes, Eurotiales, Aspergillaceae.